AGCUGCUCGCCGCCGCGCCGCGCCGACGUCGGACGCUUUCACUUUUGGCGAUUGAUGUCUCCCGAUGCCAUGCGUGCGCGCGGCGGUGGCUCCGCCCUCCGCGGCCGCCGCGCGCCGGUUGGCCGCAAAACGGGGACAGCUCUAGCAGGCUCCGCCCCCGGCGCGCGCGCGCGCUGCGGCGGCGCGCGGUUCGAAGGUGCCGCGCGCGCCGCCGCUCAGCCUUGAUAAGCCCGGCGCGCGGCCGUGGCGGCCAGUAGAGCUGGCGACGUUGUAGGGAGAGUACACGCCGCCCUCAGCGUCCAGCACAGACCACGUGCUCCGCCACCGCCCCACCCCGCCGUCACCAUGUCCGGAGCGAGCCAGACGGUGCAGGCGUUGCCUGUCGACCUGGCGCGACCAGCGGCCGCCACCCUCAUACCCACCUCCGUGGACGACCUCACCUCCGGCUGGCUGGAGUCGAUCCUGCGCCGGCGGCACGGCGACCGCUACAACAUCUGUGCCCACGACAGCUACGGCCUCAAGGGCAACCAGAUCGCCGCCUGCUCCGACAUGCGCUGCUUCACGGCGCGGGGCCACGUCCUGGGUCAGGAGGUCAUCGACCACGUCAUCGUGAAGUUGCUGCCGGAGAACGAGCUGAUGCGUCGCGUGGUCAUCGAUCAUCGGAUGUCGCACUGCGAGACCAUGAUCUAUAAGGAGCUGCUGCCCCAGCUGGUGGCCUUUGAGCGGCUUCACGGCAGCAGUGACAUCCAGGACAUGACUGUCUCCUGCCUGUAUGCCGAGGUGCUGGAUGAGCCAGACUGCGCCAUUGUGCUGGAAAACGUCCAGAAAAAGGGAUACUGGACGACCGAGUCACUGCAGCUGGAGAAGCCUCAGCUGAACGCCGCCGUCCGCAGUCUGGCGCGGUUCGCGGCCACAUCGCACUGCUGGCUCCAGGAGACGGGCACGGUGGAGCUGCCGUACCUGCUUGAGAACCACCUCUCCGACGGCGCUCAGGUCUCCGACUUCAUCCGCAUCGGCAUCACCAAGGUGGCCGACCGGCUGGAGCGGCUGGGCCAGAACCUGCUGCUGCAGAAGCUGGCCGACAUGCAGCAGGCCAGUGUGCGCCUGCUGAACGCCUUCCUGCAGCGGACACCCGACUUCGGGGUGCUCUGCCACGGCGACUUCCGCGACGGAAACCUGCUGCUGCGCGAGACUCCGGACGGCGACUGGCAGGUGCGGGCCGUGGACUGGCAGGCGUCCCGUCUGGGCAGCCCGGCGCUGGACCUGCUCUACCUGAUGCUGUUCUCGAUCCCGCGGAGGGUGAUGGCCGAAGUGGAGGGCGACGUACUGGCCGUGUACCGGCGUCACUUCAACGCGAAGCUCGCGGAGCUCGGCUGCGACCGGCGGUACUCGGCCGCCCAGCUGCGCUCCGACUUCACCGCCGCCAAGCUGGUUGGUCUCGUCUGGUGCCUGGCGGCCAUCCAGUUCUGGGACCGCGUGCCCGGAUGGGUGGAGCACACCGUCGACCUGGCGCUCGAGGUGGACGCUCUGGGUCUUCUGGACAACAUCCAGUAGAGGAACAGACGGCGUGCGGGGACGGCUCGCCAUGCUGCCCCCGUGCGCCGCAGGGCAUUUGGAGGAUACUCAUUGGUGCGCGAGGCGGACCGCCUGCGCACCGUGCCAGUCGGCCUGGGCUGUGCACAACAGGCAGUUCGCCUUUGACGAGACUGCCUCGAGGAUGGAGGCUGCUCCUGGGAAUGAUGGUGCUGAGGUCUGAUGUUUGCUUGGUGCGGCGGAACUAGUCCUGCUGUAGGAGGCAGACCGCACGAGACAUGUGAUGGGUGCUACUUCGGACGUGCUGCUAUGUUGUUUUGGUGUGUUUUUUAUAAGGUGUCCAUGUAGUCAUGAGUCAGAGACGCGUGCAUUGUAGGAGUCUUGUGAUGCCAAGUACAAAUCGCCAUGUCUUGUUGUUGAACUUAUGUCCAGCCACGGUUACCUGCGGCAGACGCAGACGAAUUCCUAGGGAGUGUUUCCACUUCCUUACGAAGGUGAGCUUCUGCAGAGGUGUUGGACAUUGCAUGUUAGGCCGUGAUCAGCCGAUAAAAGCUCAAAUUUUAUCGCGGGACCAUGUCAUAACAACCGACUUGCAUCAUCGACUCACGCCCGUUAGUGCAUUGUUGCUUACCCUAAUUCCCCGGCGUCGCGGAAGGUGGCAGGUUUUAAUCUGAUCCGAUAUUGCGGCCAUUUUGUGGCAUUUUCCGAUCACACACCUUGUUGUAGGAUGGUUUGUAUUGAAAUGGUCAGUUGUUCGCUGUGUUUUGAUUGGUCUGUUGAUAUGUUUCGUUGUGCAUUGCCAUGUGUGUCUUAUUGAGCCGCUCUUGCGUCAUUUCAUUGUACAUUCUCAUAAUAAACAUAAUCAGACAAUAA
Molecule: messenger RNA, 2406 nt
Organism: Amphibalanus amphitrite
Lineage: Eukaryota; Metazoa; Arthropoda; Thecostraca; Balanomorpha; Balanidae
Exons: 4
Coding region: 346-1554 (402 amino acids)
Source: RefSeq, a predicted model, not a curated record